CGCUCGCUGCUGCAGCUGCUGGAUUCGGGGCUUGCGGGCCCACGACCCUCGAUCGUCCCCCACCUCUCGCUGCGUGCCGUGUUGCAGAAAGGGCAAGAAAGGAACAAGCAUUUAUUCAGCGCGCCUGAUACGUACCGGACACUGUGCUAACAAUUUUACGAAAAUCAUCGUUUGAUCUUUACAAAAACCCUGUGAGGGUCUGAAGGAUCGAGUGGCCCAAGACAGAAUCGAGCUGUUGGCUGUCUUACAGAAGAGCCUUCCUACCAUGAAGCACGUGCUGAACCUCUACCUGCUGGGCAUGCUGUUGUCAUUCCUCUCCAUCUUCGUUAGGCUGAUGGAGUCUUUGGGGGGGUUACUUGAAGGUUAUCCCUUCCAUAGCCACUGGCUCAGCAGGAGCCAAAGAGCUAGUAUUAAUCCACCCAAGGGGCUACCUGACAAACGCCUACUUCCAACUAAAGCUGUGAGACCAUACUUAUGAUGGUUUUCAUCUAAAGGUGACAUUGUUCCAAGAAUCUAAUUUAAACCCAUCUCAAGCAUCAUCAGAUUGUGUUCCAGGAAUCUAGGCCUGGCAUCCAGCCUGUGCAGCAUAAAGGAAUGGUCCAGUAUCUCAGGGAGUUAAAAAGCCUCCCUGACCUUGAAUGCAUUGACUUUUGGCUGUUCCUUCUUGCUCUGGACAGAUGGAGGAGAGAUUAGUCCUCUAUGGCAGGGUUUCCUGACCCAGGGUCUGUGGACAGAUUUCAUUCAAGUUGGUGAACUUGGAUGGGGAAAUUUUUUUUUGUUUUUAUUUAAUUUCAUUUUUACUAACUUUUAACUGGCAGUUCGAAUUUUCUUCAAUUAUUUAAAAAUGUUAUCCUGAGAAGGGGCCCGUAGGUUUCAUUAGAAAAACGGGGCAAUGUCACAAAAGAGAUUAAGAACUCCUCCACUGCCUUCAUUGAAUUGUGGGACUGGUUUGGAGGAAGAGGUUCCAUAAACAUGUCCCUUGAAACUCAUGGCCUUCGCUCCCUCCAGUCCCCACCUCCAUUCUUAUCUGUGAUGUGAUUGGAGGGUAUCACUAGUUCAGGGGACUAGACGAGAAUGCUUUGUGGGAGGAACAGUUGUAGACUGAUAUUGUGAGCAGGGGUAGCUGGGCCUUCACUUGGGAAGGAAGCCAGGGACCUCACUUGGGAGAGAGCCUUGCCCAUCUUAGGAGAGAUCAGGAAGAGUUCUCCGGGCAUUGCCCCUCGUGGGAAGGGAGAGGAAUAGGGAUAAUGAUUGCUCCCUAAAAUGUCUCUGGAGCUCACUGUUCUGAUUGGCCUUCAGAAGGAUCUUUCUUCCCAGGUCUGGUUAGCAGGUUAGGAGGAGGAGGGGCAGCUGUUUGAUUUCCUGUUCCUAGUAUAGACCAUGUUUUCUAUCCUGGUUGCUUUUUUUCCUGCUCCCACCCUGCAGGGGAAUACCAGAUGGAAGCCACCAUGUGGCUUCAACUUUUUUUUUAAUUAAUGCAAUAAAGAUGAUAUACCUUU
Trichosurus vulpecula (common brushtail) is the source of this 1499-nucleotide messenger RNA. RefSeq names its product hypoxia inducible lipid droplet associated (gene HILPDA). Gene Ontology annotation, cellular component: lipid droplet. The record is from RefSeq and is a predicted model, not a curated record. Lineage: Eukaryota; Metazoa; Chordata; Mammalia; Diprotodontia; Phalangeridae. Gene Ontology annotation, biological process: positive regulation of cell population proliferation; positive regulation of lipid storage; positive regulation of cytokine production. The coding region runs from base 266 to 478 and encodes 70 amino acids. The transcript has 3 exons.